AGUAAUUGGAAGAUGAGUGAAUUUAGAGAGACAGUGUGUACUGAUGAACAUCAUUCCCUAAGUAUAAGGCAAGCCUACAAGGCAUUGGAUUUUGCUAGGCGUGAUAUAAAGGGUGAUCUUGAAGACAAUUUCAAUAAAAUUUGGAGUUAUUGUUUAGAAAUCGAAAAAACUAAUCCAAAGACCACUUUCAAGGUAGAGGAAUCUGAUUUACAAUAUGAGGGAGGUAAGAAGAGAUUCCUUAGAAUGUAUAUGUGUUGGGAGGCUUGUAAAGAUGGUUUCAAGUACUGUAUGCCACUUAUUGGGGUAGAUGGUUGUCAUAUUAAGGAUAAAGCUGGGGGGAUGAUGCUUACUCCUGUUGGUAUUGAUGGGAAUGAGGGUUUAUUCCCUAUUGCCUAUGCCAUAGUUGAAGGGGAGAAUAAAGAUUCUUGGUACUGGUUUUUGAAACUAUUGUGCACUGACCUUGAGAUUGACAAUGUGUCUCAACGGCAAUACACCUUUAUGUCCGACAAGCAAAAGGGGCUUAUCCCUGCAUUUGAGGAGGUGAUACCUAUGGUUAGUCAUAGGUUUUGUGUUAGGCAUUUGCAUAGUAAUAUGAAGGUGGCUGGGUUUGGAGGUGUUCCCAUUAGAGAUGCCCUAUGGAAGGCAGCUAGGGCCACAACUGUGAGUACUUUUUCAAAAGCUAUGAGGGAGUUAAAGGCAUUAGAUGUUCAAGCUUUUCAAUGGUUGAUGCAGAAGCAUCCUGCAGAGUGGUCUAGAUCCCAUUUCUCUACAAAUGCUAAUAGUGAUAUGCUUGUGAAUAAUAUAUGUGAAAGCUUCAAUGCUAUGAUCUUAGAUGCAAGAGACAGCCCACUCAUACAUUGCCUUGAGAUUGUGAGAAAACAGGUUAUGCUCAGGUUAUUUGAGUGUAGAAAGCAGGCCACCAAGUGGACAGGAAGAAUAUGUCCAGCAAUAGCAAAUAAAAUAUCUAUUUUUGAGAAACAGGCAGGAGGGUAUUGGGCAUACCAAAGUACUGAGGUUUUGUUUCAAGUCAAGGGAGCCACUGACCAACACCAAGUAGACAUUGGAGCUAAGACAUGUUCUUGUAGAAAGUGGGAUCUCAAUGGGAUACCCUGCAGGCAUGCUAUUUGUGCUCUAUGGGUGAAAUUUGGUAAGGCACCGCUCCAUGACUAUGUGGCUGAUUGUUACACAAUAGAGACUUAUAAGAAAGCAUACUCAGGCUGCAUUCACCCUAUGGCUGGGCCUCAAGAAUGGCCACACACUGAUAGAGAGCCCCCACUACCUCCUUUGUUCAAUACUAAGGUUGGCAGACCAAGAAAACUGAGGAAGAAAUCUGCAGGGGAAAUAACCAAAGAUGGAAUUCAUAUAUCAAGAAGGACUGUGACACUUCACUGCUCAACUUGCAAGCUUAUAGGUCAUAACACUAGGAAAUGUCCUCAGAGAAGAAAUAGGCCACCAGCACCUCCAGUGGAUGUGGCAGCAGUAGCAGUAGAUGAUGCUCCUCCAGUGGAUGUGCCACCAGCAGCAGAAGAAGAUGCUCCUCUUGUGGAUGUGCCACCAGCAGCAGAAGAAGAUGCUCCUCUUGUGGGUGUGGCAGCAGCAACAGCAAAUGGUGAUUUUGCAAUGAAUUUCCAGCAGAUGCUAUUUCACGAACAAAUCCAUUUUGCAGAUACACAAGUUGAUCCUUUAUUAAGUGUAGGACACAAUAUUCAAACAAUUGUUGAUGAUGUAAAUUCCCAAAUGACAGGAAUACAAAGUGAGGAAAUGACAAUUACUUCCCAUGGAGUGAAGAUAGGUUUUGGCCAACCUCCAAAACGAAGAAAAAUCAUAGCUCAUUCUACCAAAGGCAAACAAGUUGUGCAAUCUGCUCCUCCAUCCAAUCAAGGACUGCUCAGAAAAAAACCCAAUUGAUAUAGAUAAGGGUGUCUGUUAACUGUAGUUGGAUGUUAAGUGUAGUUGGAAGCUUAUUUUGCCAAGUCUAUGUCUGUUAAGUGUAGUUGGAAGGUUAUUUUGCCAAGUCUUUUGGAAACAAUUAUGAUGUAUGGAUGACAGAUUUAUGCUAUCAAUGACUGUUUUGGAAGCUUAUUUUGCCAAGUCUUUUCGAAACAAUUAUGAUGUAUGGA
Molecule: messenger RNA, 2120 nt
Organism: Ipomoea nil (Japanese morning glory)
Lineage: Eukaryota; Viridiplantae; Streptophyta; Magnoliopsida; Solanales; Convolvulaceae
Exons: 4
Coding region: 13-1908 (631 amino acids)
Biological process (GO): DNA transposition
Molecular function (GO): transposase activity; DNA binding; zinc ion binding
Source: RefSeq, a predicted model, not a curated record